Saprolegnia parasitica CBS 223.65 is the source of this 840-nucleotide messenger RNA. RefSeq lists its product as hypothetical. Lineage: Eukaryota; Oomycota; Saprolegniomycetes; Saprolegniales; Saprolegniaceae. The record is from RefSeq and is a predicted model, not a curated record. The transcript is spliced from 3 exons. Bases 1 to 840 code for a protein of 279 amino acids. Gene Ontology annotation, molecular function: protein binding.
AUGGCCGAGACCUUUGCGGGACAUGGCCGCCGCGAGGUCGUCCAAGACGCCCUCUACAACGCGAUCCUGACCAAGGAGACGGUCAUGAUGGGCAUUCACGCGGUACCGAACGCGGCCAUGGCCGCGCCGAGCGCGAUCGCCGGCGCUUUCUCGAGCUGCUUUAGCCGCGCCCGGCGCAUGCAGUUUGACCAAGACCAGAAGCGGUCGCUUCUGAGCAACUUGUACCAUGACGAGGCGCGCGUCAACAUUCGCGACGCCGAAAUGGAGAACGCGGUCUUGGAGCUGCGCCGGCGGAUCCAAAAGAUGGAGUACGAGAAGCACCGGCGCAUGGAGCUCGACCAAGAGCUCGGCUUGGCCAAGAAGUCAGGGGUCGGAGACGAACCCGUCGACAUGAACCCAGCGACCGACCCCGAGUUUACGCCGCUCAAAGUAUCGGACAUCCGCAAGAUGUCGGUCGACGAGCUCUUGAGCAUGGACGAGGCAAGUUCGGUGGUGCCCCAAGACUUGACAGGGUCGUCGGCGUUGGCGCGUCUAGAUUUGGAUGGCAACUACCUUGACCUCGUCAGCGCGGCGACAACGGCCAACCUCGUAGCACCUGCCACGUCGUCGCUCGAAGGCAGUCGCUUGCGCAAAUGGCUGUCGGAAGUCGACACGAACAAGAGCAUCGAGUACACGUCGUACGCGUCGAGCUUUGAGAAGCAUGGGUUCCAGACGCUCAAGGAUCUUGCGCAGCUGGACGAAGAGGACGUCGAGCAAGCGCUCACCGAGAUUGGCAUCACCAAGUUUGCCCACCGCGCGCGCCUUCGCAAGGCGAUUCUGCGCCUCGGCGCGACCCCGUAG